Neospora caninum is the source of this 1119-nucleotide messenger RNA. RefSeq lists its product as uncharacterized. Bases 1 to 1119 code for a protein of 372 amino acids. The transcript has a single exon. The record is from RefSeq and is a predicted model, not a curated record. Lineage: Eukaryota; Apicomplexa; Conoidasida; Eucoccidiorida; Sarcocystidae.
AUGGAAUCGUUGCCCCUCCGAGCCUUUUGGCUGACCGUCCUCAUCGGCGGUUUCCUGCCUUGCGUCUUGUGUGACACAAGUGAUUUGACUGCUGUUGAUCCAGAUUUCACAGUGAGUAUCCCGAAAGACGGACUUCCAGAGGAUCUCGAAGAAGUCUUCUUUCUUCAGCCGGCUGGCACUCUUCGCGUCAUCGACGAGACCGGCUCAGCUGUCUAUAUGCCCCAGAUGAGCACGGACUCUGAGGAUGGUGCUUCUGCGCGAAUUCGCACUGACUCUGGCGAUGCUUCGUCGGAAACGUACAGCGCCGCGUACGCGUUCGUGAAUGGAAAGUGUGACUUCACGAAGGAAAUCCAGUACAAGGACGCAUUUCCAGGGUACUCUCAGCCGAUUUGGGUUCGGACCGCCUCUGCUGAUGCCGCGGAGGCGAAAGCAUCAUCGGGGGGAGCGGUUGCGAACUUCACAUUGACGAACCCUCCUGAAGAGUAUUUGACUGAGGUGGUGAGUUUCUGCGUGAGAUUCAAGACGUUCUUGGCUUCUGGAUCUUCAACCACGACAACGACUACAUCGACAGGUGCGACAACGGCGUCAAACACAGUGUCACCCCCCUCCAGUUCACAGACAGGAGAGCCUUCAUCUCCCCCGGCUCCUGCGCCGCCGUCUGGUGGUACAGAGAGUUCUUCUGAAGGUGCCUCCUCCAAGGGUCCAGAAGAAGAUAACACAGGCCCACAAUUGAAUAACAAAACAAAUUUGGAAGGGCCUUUGCCCUCCGCCAAGGCUCCCGAAAUACAACACAGUACCGGGGAGGACCAACGUACAGACGAUGAAGCAGCCCAUAACUCUGGAGACUCUGCGGUAUCUGCCACCCCCGGAAAAGCAGGGAACACCGGAGAAUCUGAGGUGACACACGGAAACACGGCCAACUUAGAAGAAACUGAUCCGGGGAAGACUACUGAAGGAGGAAAGGGCGCUCAGGCGAGGAGGCUUUCCGAAACAAGCAGCCCGAAAGAGGCAUACUUGACAAUAGUCGUACACUCUGCUGCCUGGGGCUUGGACGAGGGAAUCGGAGCACUCUCAGCUUUUGUUCUCUGCAUUACCUCUACACUGUUGUCCACAUUCUAG